CGCGAACGUCUAUUACAUCAUCAUCCUCGCGUGGUCGCUCUACUACAUCUUCAUGUCGUUUGCGCCCGUCGUACCGUGGGCCUCAUGCGGCAACGAAUGGAACACACCCAGGUGUUUCGAUCACUUCGACGAUAGCGUGAGGAAUAUUAGCAGUGACGGUUUAAACUCGUCGCUGCCGCCGGGCAUGGUGAUGAUAAACGGAACCUUGAUGAAGGUGAUAGAUCCCGUCGAGGAGUUCUGGUAUAACAAGGUGUUGCAGAUCUCUAGCGGUGUGGAUGAUUUAGGUUCGCUCCGGUGGGAAUUGGUACUCUGUCUCAUCCUAGCCUGGGUUAUCUGCUACUUCUGUAUAUGGAAGGGAGUGAAAAGUUCAGGAAAGGCAGUCUACUUCACGGCAACCUUUCCCUACGUCAUCCUAUUCAUACUGUUCAUCCGUGGAAUCACUCUCACCGGAGCGACAAAGGGAAUCAAGUAUUACCUGAUGCCGGAUUUCGAAAGAUUAAAGGAGCCAGACGUGUGGAUUGAGGCGGGCACGCAGGUUUUCUAUUCAUACACUAUAGCGCUGGGAGCGUUGACGGCCCUCGGCAGCUACAACAAGUUCAACAACAACUGCUACAAGGACUGUAUAAUAGUGGCGCUGAUCAACAGCGGCACGAGCUUCGUCUCCGGAUUUGUUGUCUUCUCCGUUCUCGGCUUCAUGCGCCACGAACAGGACGUCGACGUGGGAGCAGUGGCUGAGUCUGGCCCGGGACUGGCGUUUCUCGCGUAUCCUAAGGCAAUAACACAGAUGCCGAUUGCUCCUCUCUGGGCCAUCUUGUUUUUCUUCAUGUUGCUGUUGCUCGGACUCGGCAGUGAGUUUGUCGCCGUGGAGGGUUUCGUGACGGCGGUCGUAGACUCGUUUCCGCAGACGCUGCGACGAGGUCACCGCAGGGAGGCGCUCGUUGCCUGCGUCGUAUUCGUGUCCUUCUGCAUCGGGCUUACCAUGGUUACAAACGGAGGACUGUACGUCUUCUACGUCUGGGACUACUAUGCAUCUAGCGGCAUGACUCUGCUCUGGUUCUGCUUCUUUGAAUGUAUCGCCAUCGGCUGGCUUUACGGUGCCAACAAAUUCUACGAUGACAUCGAACUGAUGGUUGGGUUCCGCAUCAACCCGUGGCUGCGCAUCUGCUGGACAUAUGUGACUCCGGUCGUAACCUGUGCCAUCUUUGUCUUUGAGCUGGUGAGAUACGUUCCUCUGAAGAUCGAGGGCAGUUUCUUCAGUUACGAGUAUCCGAUGUGGGCGCAGAGCUGUGGCUGGUGUCUUGCGCUAACCUCGAUGUCCAUGGUUCCGAUCUACGCCAUCUACAAACUGCUCUCCACGCCGGGAACCUUCAGGGAGCGCUGGAUCCUCACGACCACGGCCAAGCUGAAGCCGCAUCAGAUGAAAGAAAACGUCACCAGCGCCCCCUGCUCGCAGGCAGAGCUGCGUGACUUGCUAUCAGCACCGGAGAAGCCCGGGGAAGUCUCCCGUAUCAGCUCCCUCCUCCCGAUCACCAACGACAAGGAGGAUCAGUAGCCCAGCACGACGGUGGCUCCACCUCACAGAUCUCACAGCACAUCUUUGAUGCCCACCGUCGUCGCUGCUUCCGCCGCCGGCGACGACGACGAUAGCGACGGCGACGUUGAUGAUACCACGAUAAGUCCGCGAUACUGCCGUCUGUUUGUGUCCCCAGGCCGGGCGGCAGGGCGGGGGGAGGGGUUUAUUAUCCAAAGAUCGGGUUUAUAAUCGUACUACAGAUGACGUCAGCUGCGGUCGCUCCCCAGGAUAUAUGUCACAGAUCUGCAAAUAUACGCGAUAUUAGAUAUUAUCUGCAGACGAGAACGUCAGAAAACUUCGGUUCAAACUUCGGCUGCGUUUUAUAAAAGAACGGUUCGACUUUCUAGCCGCUUUUUAAGCAGAAUUUGAACUUGCCAUGGCAACGCAUUAUUCAUUCGCCAUAUUUUCUAGAUUGUUUAAGGGUUACCUUUCCUCCUGUUUCUCUCUUUCUCUCAGGUGUCACUAGCAAACAUUGCACGUGCCAAUUCUGGCACGCAUAUUACAAGUAACUCUGGCAAAUAUUUUACAGGCGAAUCUGGCAAAUAUAUAGCAAGUCAUUCUAGGGCGAGUAUGCUGUAAGUGCUUCUGCGAAUAUAUAGGAAUAUAUAUGCGAAUAUAUGCGAAUAUAUAUGCGAAUAUAUAUCCGAAUAUAUAUAUAGGAAUAUAUAUGCGAAUAUAUAGAAGUGACUUGCCUUGAUGUAGGCAAUUUGUAAAUCUGUGCGAAGAAUUUCCCAUAGUCAGGGAGAGAGAGACCACCUUUUACCAUCUAGCUGUUAUUAUACAAAUAGCUUGAAAGCAUAUCAACUAUUAUAUAGGCAUAAACGGAAAGUGAUAUGUGGUGACGUCAUUGCUAUAGUCAUCGCUAGCGAGACCGCGGCGCCCUCUAUAUAUAUGUAAAGGCGGCGUGUCAUCGUGGCAUCAUCAUCGGUAGGCAGCCGAAGAUAUUAAGAAAGAUAUUAGGUCGGUUGUAUCAUCUGACGCACAACUCACUAACAAUUUGUCUUCCGUAACGAACACAUGUGUACACAUUCUCCGAUGGAAAACAAAACGGUUAGUUCUAAGUCACUUGAGGUCACUUGAGGUCACGAGAGAUCAGACAUGGGUAGGCUGAGGGUGACUCCUGGUAAAAUUGUUGAGCCAAAUGUGUCGUGACUUGGCACACAGCAGUUAGACUAAAUGUAACCAGUCGAUCUCUUGCAAAUCCCACCGUCUGUAAUACCAUCAACUGAGUGGGUGAGAAACCAUUAGAUUACGCUAGACUAUUCACAAUGAUACAUAUAUCACAAUGAAUAUUGAUAGCCUGCCAGUCUACGCACAGGCUGCCUGGAUCAUUCGUUAGCGAAUCACAAAACGAGUUUGAACAAGGUGGCUCUGGUGUUGGCGGCUUGCGACAAAGACAACUACUACAAUAAUUUAUAUUAUCGACUUUUUCUGACUGUUUGUAUAGCAUCAGCAUCAAUCACGAAUUUCAUAAUCAUAUGUUAUCAUACGUCAUACUCUUCAUUCUGCUGCGCAUUUCUUAAAAUAUCAACAUACUCUACGCGUUUUUUGUCCGGGCAAAGAUUAAAAUGGCCAUAGUUUUAUAUUUUUUAACCAUUUAAAAAACGUUGAGUGUUCGAGUGUAUAUUUUCCUUCAUGAUACGUCCUGCAUUUUUUUAUCUAUCCCUUCGAAACUGAUGACGAAACGUUUUUGAUUUGACGAUCUUUAGCUAUAGCCUCAUUGAUCAUGACCUGUAAUCGUGCGAAUCUGUAAUCAUUUUAACACACGCGUGUAAAUGUAUGCGAUCAUCGCUUAGCGUGGUUAGUCGCUCGCAAAUAGUUUAGCAUGAGAUGUAUUUUAUAAACUCUCGUUAACAUAGUGUGGUUUGGUUUCAUGACCCAUUUCCCCUGCGUUGCUCAAUCUUACAAGGCACAGGGUAAUUGUUGUAGAGUUACAGGGUGCAAGGAAUACGUUACAGGGUGCCGCUAGAACUAGUAGCAGUGCAGCAGAAGUGGGACAGGAAGCAAGACAAUCGUCGCCAACAUUGCGACGGUGUGAUAAACGCAGCAAGAGUAUUUUCUCAAAUAGGAGGCAAGCUGUCACAGAGUGUAGGCGGGGUUGGUACGCACACACGCGCGCGCGCGCGCGCACACACACACACACACACACACACACACACACACACACACACACACACACACACACACACACACACACACACAACACAUAAACACACACGAGGGUCGGGCAUGCGGGAGGCUAGACCUAGCGUCUUGACCGCUGCACUACACGACGCACGCAGCAUUUAGCGCGUAUCUAGGAAUAGAGAUAAUGUAUAGUUUCCUGUGCGCAUCCGUGCCAAUGAUAUACUUAUAAUUAACAACCGUGGUAGUCGUUGUUAGCGCGCUGCGAACGCGCAGUGCGCAUGCGCUCUCGUAUACUCGGUACGGUGGUUCAGGAGGGACAACGCGCUGCCCACCGCGAGCCGAGGCUGGGGUUAGGUAAACAAGACAAGUGUUAAGGGACGGCGUGGGCCGUCUCUACAGGGCGAAGGUGCAUUGCACCGGUCAACAUUUUUAGGGUUAAAAUUGGCGUUAGGGUUCGAUAAUCGAACUCCUAUCGCGAUUUCCAACGCUAACCUUGAACGAAACAUCAUCUUUAACCCUAGUUCGAGCCCGCCCACUUGAAAUACUACUCAGACUAGGUGGGUCCGGCCCACAACGAGUGACGUAGUAUCUACUUUGACCCUGACAGCGCGUGUGUAGCCCUCCGAGAAUGGCGUAACCCUCCUCGGCCACCGUACGUACUAUUAUAAUAGCUAGUUACUGCGAUUUGUAGCCCACGAACGCUGCGAAUCGUGAGCCGUGAUGUCGCGUGUGUAGCAGGUGUUGGUGUAGAACAAGGUCCCUAUAUUUAUAACUUACGAUCGGGGGGAAUCGGCAGCUGGUGCCCGCCUGGGCAAGGAUAGACCGUCCGCGUCGAGGACGGGCGGGAGCUAUCAGCCGGGAGGUCACGUGAGUGACUAGGGGCGCGGUCUGCUGAUUCUAGCGCCGUCUGGCGGUCUCGAUUUACAGUCCCAGUGGAGACCACCAAAAACUUUUCUGGCAAUGUGUGACGUGUUUACGGGAAAAUAGGCUCUGGAUGACUCGACGCCGUCGGUCUGGAACCACCGCCGGGCAUCCGGGAUCGCGUUCCGUAUCCGCCCGUGGAGCCCGACCGGCGGUGCCCAAGCCAUCUCCUGGUUUCCAGGAUCUGGAAUUCGGAUAUAUGCCAACCUCCAGAGGGCACGGGUCCAUUAUUUUGUGACAGCUACUCAAUGCAACUAUUUUGUACGAUGCCAAUGGCAAAUGGGGUUACCCCGAAAGUGGGUUUCCAAUAAAAUAAAAACACAAUGAUAUUAUUAUUAUUAUUACCAUUAUUAUAACGUGUCGUCGCGUUUUAUCGCGUUUUAGAAUAAUAUUGUAGAUCUUAUAUAAUAAUAUGGCCGGCUGCUAUUAGAGAUCGUGUGGUUUGCAUACCAGUUGAUGGAAUCUCAUAUUUAUAUUGAUCUAGUCUCUCCAGACUGAUUUUGUUUGAAUUUUGUACGCACUAUUAUACAGCCGUUGCUUAAAGUGCCACUAGCGUGUAUACGUAUAGUUAUAUACAAUAGUAUACACCCUCUUGCAUAUUUUUGUAACACUUAUUCACUGGUUCUUGUGAUAUCCUACAGAGCAACGGAGUGCCGCGUGUAGGUGUGCGCAUGCUGGCUUUAGAUGACGUUGGCAAUAUGUGACGUCACGCGGGCAUUGCCAGAGACCUUAACAUAUAUAAUGUUUGAACAUGAUGAACGGCCUCUGGACGUGUAUUCUUUCUCAGUGACGUCACGCCGGAUGCGUCGAAGGCUGCCAUGGUAGCAGAAUCACGUGAUCGUUGGCGCAUGCGCACAACUCGACGCCGCGCUCCCGCUGGCUGUUUAGCAGGGAUGCAGGUGUUGGCGAGUUUUGAGACAAACGGAAUUCCUUUAUCAUUCCCGAACCUUGGAAUUUCCGAUCUAAAAAACAGACAGAGAAGCGCACGUGUAUUGUAUUUCAUAUCUUUAGUGAAAUAUAUAUAGAAAGAAGACGGUCAUGAACACAUGACAAGGACAGUCAGUGCGGAUACAAACGUGUCCCGACUGUCAGCCGCUCCUGUCCGCUCGAAAAACCGCACUGUGAACCCUGCGAGAAAUUCUUAACGCGUUUUGUAUACUAUUACGGGCUUGCCUGCAAACUCACAGGGCUGUGUCGCUGUGCAGACAAUGGGCCGGAAACCUGAGUAUUUUCCGCCAGUAGCAAUCCGCGUAUUCGCACACGUUCCGCAUUGCAAGGAUGUGUACGGACGCGGAUCGGACUGCGGUGUUUGCGCCGCACGAAUCCAGGCUUGUCUUGCAUUUAUUUCGGACGUGCGGACCCGUAUGUUGCCACACUUGCGGACAGGAGCGGCUGGUAGUACGCGCAGAGGUUCGUGACUAGAGAGACUGGGUGCGUUGUACCCCAGGAUCAUUCCAGACAGCGCCCUCUCUCGGCACGGCCUGCGUGGGGCAUGUUCACGGCGUUCUAUUGCCUCCACAGCCGCGUCAUCACUUAUUGUUAUGACGUCACGUUUGAUGCGCCGGUGGUGGUCAUUCGGUGAUGACCUUCUGGCGGCAUUGUGGGUAAUAUAUACCGCAGUUACCCUGACAUCGAUUUGUCUGUGAUUUGAAAAUUUGUUGCUAUUGUAUAGUUGGUUUAAUUUUGUUGCAUUUUGUCAUAUAUAUUAAAUAAUAGGUUAAAAUGAUAUGGUGAUUUGUUGUGUUACAGAUUUGUUGUGUAAUAUAUACAAUUAAGACUGUUCAAAAUAAAUGAGUUUAAAGCAAGAUC
This is a messenger RNA of Priapulus caudatus, 6430 nucleotides long. RefSeq names its product sodium- and chloride-dependent taurine transporter-like. Bases 53 to 1552 code for a protein of 499 amino acids. Gene Ontology annotation, biological process: sodium ion transmembrane transport. Lineage: Eukaryota; Metazoa; Priapulida; Priapulimorpha; Priapulimorphida; Priapulidae. The transcript has 12 exons. Gene Ontology annotation, cellular component: membrane. The record is from RefSeq and is a predicted model, not a curated record.